UCGCACCUUUGUCCCAUUCUGUCCACUCUUGUCCACUCGCGCCUUUUCCGACAGUCGCUGAUCAAAAUGUACGCGGGAGCAGAGAUAGAUUCAGACUCUGCUCCUUUGGCUCACGUUUACGUUGGCCUCCCCCUCUUCGCCUAGCCGCCUGCAGCUGGUGCAGCUGCCCUGAUUCCUAAUUUGAAUUUGAAUUCAAUUCGCCAGAGCAGCCCGCCGACAGACGUGUGCUGUUGCUUGGUGCUGCUUGCUCGUGCAAGCUGUGCACGCUCAUUUGGCAUUCGCUUCUCGAUCUACUGGAUUUCUGCCCUCGCACCCCAUGCCUGACGUUAACGCUGACUAUUCUUCCUUUUUUAAUCUAUAUGCGGUUAUUUUCUGUCGUGUAUGUUGCCGCCCGGACAGGUAUAAGUGAUCGCCCUUUAUAACUUACGCCGAUGGAACCGUAUCACCUCGUUCUUCACCGCGUCUGCUUUUUAGACUCUUCGAUUCCUCCUACGCCUCCUCCAUCGUUCGGACACCUCCUGCCCGUCUAGUCCACACACACACGUACAUCCUCACCUGCCACUGCUUCCCCGACGCCGCACGUCCCUCCGCCUAUCGACUUUCCCGUCUCCCGUCUCCGUCCCUUUCCCUCUUCCCUCCCGACGUUCAAUGUGCAACGCGCACUUCCAGCAUUACUUCGACGACACCAGCGCCAGCAUCUCGUCCGGCUCCUCUUAUCCGGCCCGCGUCGACGUAUCAACACAGCAGCAGCAGCAAAAUUCACGGGGUCAGCUCACCAUGCCUCCGCACCACGACGCGUCUACGGGGACACAUGGACAUGACAGCUCGGUGCCGUCUCUGUCACCCGUCUCAGCAAGCGGAUGGUCGUAUCCGUUAGAUGCGCAAUCCGACUUGCAGAUGUACUCGCCCACAUCGUCUGCUUCUUACUCGGGCUUCCAUUCCCCGAUUGACAGCAACCCACGUCCAUAUGCGCUUGCAGGUGCGCUCCAACAACAGCAGAACCAGCAACAGCAACAGCAGUCGAACGCAGCGUAUCCGGAAUCGUCUCAGCGCAGCACUGAGCUCGCGCGCGGUGGACAUGGACACGGACACGGCCAGGCGCCGUCUCCAUAUUUUCCAGAAGCGCAACAACGGUGGGGAUAUGCACCAGGGCACGCACACGCAGCGCAUGACUUCGCACAGGACGCGGCGGCAGCGGCAGCAUUGUCAAUGUCACGCGGGCCGAUCAUGGACCACCCGCAGGUGCAGGCGCCUUCCGCAUCCGACGACGUCAGCCACAGCAACCACGGCCACGCGCGCAUACCGCCGGCCUUCGCGACCGGGAACGUGCCCGGCGAUGGCGGUCGGGUGUCCAUGUCUGCCGGGCCCGGGCCCGGACCCGGAGCGGCGGGCGAUCAACGGGCCCAGAGCGCCACCCGUCAACUGCACCAGGGCGUGUCGCUUAAUGGACGCGCGUUUCCCCAGCUUCAACACAACCACCACCAUCGCGACAUGUCUUCGCAGCAGUCUCAGCAGCAGCAGCAAUGGCUACCUCAAGGACAUUCUCAACAGUUGGGAGAUGCAAAUGCGCCAUUUUUACAGAUGCCCACCCCGAGAUCAGUAAACGCGCCUCAGCAGACGGGCAUGCGCAAUUUCUUUCCCUAUGACUCGAGAGGCGCAGGCGGGAUGAUCGAAUACGACAUGGAAAGCGAUGAUUUCGACCACGAGGAAUUUGAUGAUGGGUUUGAGGAAGACGAUGGUCCUGGCUCAGCAGGGCACAACUUGCAUUUUGGAAUACCUCCACCUGCAUCACCAACGCCCGAGCUGCAAUUUCCACAACACGUGUCGGGUACGCCCUCCGAUUUAAUGCGUACAAAUUUCAUGCUUUACGGCGCCGAUCCAGCAAAUUGGCCGAUGGAUAGCCUCGGGGGACUUGCAGGUGGAAGCGGCAUGAACUCACUCAUGGAAGCUGGUGGAGGGCCAGGCUCGGUGCAUCCUGGCUCCGCUUCGCCUCGCUCCAUGGGUGGUAGUAGCAAAGGGAAAAAAGUUCCAAACAUGAUGCCACCCGAACUCUUCAGACAGCCUGAAAGGAGAGAGAAGAGCAAGCGGGUGCAAGGCUCUGGAGCAGAAGAGAGCGAGGGCCAGACAGUGAAGGUACUCAUCGAGUCCGCGACACCAGGAGAACCUCCAAAGAAGGUCAAAAUGCACCAAUGCCGCAUCUGCCAAAAGCUGUUCCCCCGCCCAAGUGGAUUAGCAACGCACAUGAACUCGCACUCUGGAGCACGUCCAUUCAAAUGUCCACUUGCACUCUGCCCGAAGACAUUUGCCGUUCGUUCCAAUGCACGACGGCACCUCCGAACCCAUGGGAUCACCGUUCCGCCUAAUUCUCUAAACAAAAAUGGUUCGGGAAGGAACCAAGAAGAGCCCUUCCAUGUAGGUUUCGAGACACCCGUUGUCGUCGAUGUACAAGACCCUUCAGCAGGAGUAACAUCCGCCGACGGCGCAAGUGCAAGCGGAAAUGGUCGUCCGCCGAAGUUGCGUUGGGUCCCGCCGAGUCUAGCUACACGGACAAAUGCACCCCGCUUGCGUUCGCUAUCUCCUGCGUCGGACAUGGCGGAUAUUGACUCUCAGGACGUCUCUAUGGCUACUAGCGGCGGUGGAGGUAGACAUCCAGAACUAGGUCCGGAUGAGUUAAUGUUCUCGCGGCGUCCAUCAAACCUACGGAUCGCACCAGCACCUCUUCCUCCCGCCGUCCCCUCCGGCGACAACGGCGCAGCUGAUAUUAACGCACGCUUUGACGAGCGAAACUCGUAUGCGGAGGCUGGGACGUACCCAUACCAUCCUGAUCAGUUCCCUCGUCGGUGACGAGUAGUGGAGGUGUCUGCCCGGUCCUGGAUUGGUCCUUGCGCUUAGGAGUUAAUUGGCUAAUCCGAAACUGUGCGUGAUCGUGACGAUGGGUUUAUUAUUUUCGGUGGGGAGUGCGUUUCGUUUAAUGAAAACACAGUCAUUUUCUUGCCCGCGAUUUUUUUUUGUCUCCUCUGCUGGCAAGGUCGGCCAUACAUAUGUAUAUUCACGGACUGUGGCUGACUGAUUUCUCAUUUUGCUGUAAUGACAACGACUCAUUCAACUCAAAUUUUCCCUCCCCUCUCAACUUUUUGAUUUUACCGCUUGCUCACGCAUUUUUUCACAUUAUUGUUCAACCAUUUGUUAAUGAAACACCUUCCUCAUUCAUUCUUCUGUGCCUUUUCAUACUUGUUUAGCAGAGUUGACCUCUGACCCGUCCUGAUGCUUGUACGUUCAUGAACAAAAUCCUACUCGCACAAUAAAAAUCUCCAAAAAGACUCCCAUGACCAAUCUA
Messenger RNA from Fomitiporia mediterranea MF3/22, 3337 nucleotides. RefSeq lists its product as uncharacterized. Lineage: Eukaryota; Fungi; Basidiomycota; Agaricomycetes; Hymenochaetales; Hymenochaetaceae. The record is from RefSeq and is a predicted model, not a curated record. The annotation marks the transcript as partial. The transcript is spliced from 4 exons.